Ceratosolen solmsi marchali is the source of this 1466-nucleotide messenger RNA. RefSeq names its product Proteoglycan Cow (gene Cow). Gene Ontology annotation, molecular function: calcium ion binding; protein binding. The record is from RefSeq and is a predicted model, not a curated record. The transcript has 10 exons. Bases 31 to 1413 code for a protein of 460 amino acids. NCBI's taxonomy places the organism in Eukaryota, Metazoa, Arthropoda, Insecta, Hymenoptera, Agaonidae. Gene Ontology annotation, biological process: establishment of protein localization to extracellular region.
GAGAGAGAGAGAGACAACAAAUAAAUAGAUAUGCGUUUUUCCUGCUUCUUUAUGACAAUGACUAUUAGUUCUUGCUGUCUAUUAAUCAUAUGUUUAAAUGCGGUUAUAGCCAAAAACGCUAAACGUAAAUUUGAUGGAGAUUUUGAAUUUGCGGAGGAUGAUUCGAGAGUUUCAAGAUUUAACGAUAAGAAAAAGUGGAUGCAUGUUCCAAAUAAUGAACUUUGUCUCCCAUUAAAUUGUAAAAAGUCAGAAGUUUGUUUGCUCGAAGAUACGUUUACAGCGGUUUGCGUCUCUAAAACAGAAUUUUACAAAUCAAGGUCCAUUGUGAUAUCGAAAUCUAAAUUAGAACAACACCAGAUACACAUGGAUACUUCAGCUGAGAUUGAUGAUGCAUUUUUUGAUUCUGAAGACGAUGAUGACGACCAAGAUGAAACUAAGUGCCAACAGUGUCCAGUUUCAAAUCCAGUAUUCUUUUGCGGUAGUGAUAAUAGAACGUAUAGUUCCAUAUGCCGCUUAGAAUAUCACAAUUGUAUUCAUCGUUCUAAUGUUCGCAUAAAUUGUAUGAAUUUCUGUCCUUGCAAAGAUUCAAAACAUAUGCAUUUAAGAAGAUUACAACUUCAACAUCAAAGCAAGAAAAGUUAUAAAUUAACUUUUACUCCAAAAAAUUUUAAUUAUGAUAAUCAUCACUACCAAUAUGUCAAAUAUUCAAAAGGAAACAAGUAUAAUGCAAAAUAUUUGGUGGAUAAGAUUAUGAAGAAACAAAAUUUACCACUGCAAUCAAACCGACUGCCACAAAAUAGUAAAGAAUGUCCGUCAUCAUCUAAACCAGCAAUGGCCAAUCGCCUUCUUGAUUGGUUCUCUGUUGUUAUAGCGGACUCGAAACAUCAACAACAACGUUCAAAAUCUAAAGGUCACUUUCCAAUUGGUUGUCAAACCGAGGUGCAAUGGAUGUUUGGACAUUUAGAUACUGAUAACAAUGGUAAAAUUUCUUUAUUAGAACUCUAUGGAUUGGAACAUGACCAAAAUGAACCUUGCCUCAAACCGUUUCUUGACGCUUGUGAUAUUAAUAGCGACGUAUUCGUGAGUGGUCCUGAAUGGUGUGGUUGUUUUUCAAAAGCUGAAAGACCAUGUGCAGUAAUGCGUAGACGAGCAUCUCCUGAGGUCACACCAAAUUGUGAUUCAAGAGGCUAUUAUCAAAGUACACAGUGUCAUCAAAGAUUGAAUCUAUGCUGGUGCGUCGAUCAGCAUGGUAUUGAAUUCGCCGGUACACGUACACGAGGCUUGAAACCUAACUGUGAUUCCAUUGUGAAUAAAAUAAGCAGCAAUUUGAAAACCAAUAGUGUUAAUUUCGUAGAUGAUGAAGAUCCAGUACAGGACUUAGAAGGCUCUGCAGAUAUUCCUUUGGAUUUUUAAAAAAAUAUUUAUAACAGCAAUAAUAUUAUAAUAAUGUUGUAAUACAUGAAGAA